UUUAGGUGAUGGGUAAAUCAGAAAGUCAGAUGGAUAUCACUGAUAUCAACACUCCAAAGCCAAAAAACAAACCACGAUGGACCCCGCUGGAGAUCAGCCUCUCGGUCCUGGUCCUGCUCCUCACCAUCAUAGCUGUGACGAUGAUAGCACUCUACGCCACCUACGACGAUGGCAUUUGCAAGUCAUCGGGCUGCAUAAAAUCAGCUGCUCGUCUGAUGGAGAACAUGGAUGGCACGGUGGAGCCCUGCACAGACUUUUUUAAAUACGCCUGUGGAGGCUGGUUGAAGCAAAACAUCAUUCCUGAGACCAGCUCCCGUUACAGUAACUUCGACAUUUUAAGAGAUGAGCUAGAAGUCAUUUUGAAAGAUGUCCUUCAGGAAGCCAAGCCAGAAGAUAUAGUAGCAGUGCAGAAGGCGAAAACACUGUACAGGUCUUGUACAAAUGAAUCUGCCAUUGAUAGCCGAGGUGGAGAUCCUUUACUCAAAGUGUUACCAGAUAUAUACGAGUGGCCAGUAGCAACAGCCAACUGGGAACAAACAUACGGUCCUUCCUGGACAGCCGAGAAAUCUAUCGCACAACUGAACUCUAAAUAUGGGAAAAAAGUUCUUAUUAAUUUUUUUGUUGGCACAGAUGAUAAAAACUCUACGAACCAUAUAAUUCAUUUUGAUCAACCUCAACUUGGCCUCCCUUCCAGAGACUACUAUGAAUGCACUGGUAUAUACAAAGAGGCUUGCACGGCGUAUGUGGAUUUCAUGAUUGCCGUGGCUAAACUAAUUCAUCAGGAGAAAGGACUGGCCGUCGAUGAAAACCAGAUUUCUUUGGAAAUGAAUAAAGUUAUGGAAUUGGAAAAAGAGAUUGCCAAUGCUACAACUAAAUCUGAAGACCGAAACGAUCCAAUGCUUCUCUAUAAUAAAAUGACAUUGGCCCAGGUCCAAAAUAACUUCUCAUUAGAGAUUGAUGGGAAGCCAUUCAGCUGGUCAGAUUUCACAAAUGAAAUCAUGUCAACAGUGAAUAUUAGUAUUUCAAAUGAAGAAAAUGUGGUUGUUUAUGCUCCAGAAUAUUUAACCAAACUUAAACUCAUUCUUACCAAAUAUUCUGCCAGAGAUCUUCAAAAUUUAAUGUCCUGGCGGUUCAUAAUGGAUCUUGUAAGCAGCCUCAGCCGAAACUACAAGGAGUCCAGAAAUGCUUUCCGCAAGGCGAUUUAUGGCACAACAUCUGAAACUGCAGCCUGGAGGCGUUGUGCAAACUACGUCAAUGGGAACAUGGAAAAUGCUGUGGGAAGGCUUUACGUGGAAGCAGCCUUUGCUGGGGAGAGUAAACACCUGGUUGAGGAUUUAAUUACACAGAUCCGGGAAGUUUUUAUUCAGACUUUAGAUGACCUCACUUGGAUGGAUGCUGAAACAAAAAAGAAAGCUGAAGAAAAGGCCUUAGCAAUCAAGGAAAGGAUCGGCUACCCUGAUGACCUUAUCUCAGAUGAUAGCAAACUGAACAAGGAGUACCUCGAGUUGGACUACAAGGAAGAGGAAUACUUUGAAAACAUAAUUCAAAAUUUGAAGUUCGGCCAAAGUAAACAACUAAAGAAGCUCCGAGAAAAAGUGGACAAGGACGAGUGGAUAAGCGGAGCAGCUGUAGUCAAUGCAUUUUACUCUUCAGGCAGAAACCAGAUAGUCUUUCCAGCUGGCAUCCUGCAGCCCCCCUUCUUCAGCGCCCAGCAGUCUAACUCACUGAACUAUGGGGGUAUCGGCAUGGUCAUAGGACAUGAGAUCACCCAUGGCUUCGAUGACAAUGGUAGAAAUUUUAACAAGGAUGGAGACCUUGUUGACUGGUGGAGUCAACAAUCUGCAAAUAAUUUUAAAGAACAAUCCAAGUGCAUGGUGUACCAGUAUGGAAACUUCUCAUGGGACCUUGCAGGUGGACAGCACCUCAAUGGAAUUAAUACUUUGGGAGAAAAUAUUGCAGAUAAUGGCGGUCUUGGACAAGCAUACAGAGCUUAUCAAAAUUACGUUAAAAAGAAUGGUGAGGAAAAAUUACUUCCUGGACUUGACCUAAACCACAAACAGCUGUUCUUCUUGAACUUUGCCCAGGUGUGGUGUGGGACCUACAGGCCAGAGUAUGCCAUCAACUCCAUUAAAACAGACGUGCACAGCCCAGGCAAUUUCAGGAUUAUUGGGACUUUGCAGAACUCUGCUGAGUUCUCAGAAGCCUUUAAUUGCCCCAAGAAUUCAUACAUGAAUCCAGAAAAGAAAUGUCGGAUUUGGUGAUCCUCCGGAGACGCUGUGUAGCCCUUGGCUAGACUUGCCAGCACCCCAGAAAUGAGGAACUCUCUCUGCGAAAGAAAGCAGACCACGGAGAUCACCGUAAUUACUUGGGAGUAUUUAACAGAGAUGAGAGGACCUCAAAAUGAUAACUGCUUUGGAAUUGUAAUAAAAACAAAGUUAGGUUAUUUUGGAAAGGGUAUGGAAAGAGGAGACCGUCUGAUGUCUAUCAAAUCAAUUUCUUCUCGUUGUAUAAUGCUUCGUUUCUAAAGAUGACAUUACCAUUUAUUUCUGUUUCUCAUUGGGUCUACCAGUUUGAUGUUGCCACUUGGAAUCAGUGUUUCCUACUUGUUGAUGUAGACUGGGAUUUCUCAUCAAAGGGGGAAAAGACAUUGAGGAAUAGUUGAGACAGGACAGCAGAAGCACUGUGGAGACACGAUAGUGGGAAUCCAUCACCUGAAGUCUUUGCUUCUUACUUUUAUUUGCAACAUUUACUUUCCUUCAGAAACCUUCCAAGGAUUUCUUAUACAUAUUUGGGCCUUGGGACUUAGGUAGUUGGAAACUAAUUUUGCUAUUAUCAGUUGCUGAUUCUAAGAUCGUUUUGUUUUAAGCACUCUUAGGACAAAAAAAAUGAAUGUCUAAAACUGUGUCCGUUGUACCCACUUUGACUGAUGUUGAGAUUCUUGGGGCCUCCUGCAAUUUUCUGAGAAUUUAUUUCUCGCUCUCUCUCAAAACUUGGUCUUUUUGAUAGAUUUUUAGUAAUGUAUAAAUAAUAAUUUUUAUAUUUAAUUAUUAAAUUACAUGUAUGACUAAGUAACUGUUAUUAUAGGUAAUCAUUGAAGAUGGACAUUUCGGGUAGAGUUCUUUACUCCGAGACACAUAGUUAGGAACCAAGAUCUGUAACGUGAUGUACAGAUGAAGAUUUGAGACUUUUCAAACUUAUAAAUCAUAUUGAUGAAAAGCUUUAAGCACAAACUUUGGGUUUAAAAAAUGCCAUCGGAUGGUUUUCUAGAGAUCCAUAACACUUGUGGUUUACAAGCAGGACUUUAAAAUUAAGUCCAUCCCUGAGGGUGCUAUGCGAAAAGGGCAAAGCUGCAUCAGUGUAGCACCACAGAUAAUAAAGUUGGGAGCCUGUCACUCACUGGCCAGCUGUCUAGCUUUGGAAAGGGCAUUUCUGAAUAGAAAUGGGAGGCUUCGGCACCUCCAGAUGGGCCUGCUUUUUGAAUUUGGACUUGAGGAGAGUUUUGGAAGGUGUCUAACCCCUGGUGGGAGAUCAUCUCUCGAGGGUCUUCUCCUCUUUUCCUGUCCUACUGUCUAGUUUGGUGCAUUUCAUUACUUAAGGUUUUAUAGAAGAGGCACACCUCCAAAAGUUCUAAUUUUUUCCUAAUGUAACAUAAAAGAGAAUUUCUAUCCAAAAGAAGGGUAUUGGUUUUCCUGCCUCUUGAAAUAUGCCCAUUUACCUUUUGUAAAAAAAAGUUAUUGAACUAUAACAUAUAUACAAAAAUUGUAUAAAGCAUAAGAGUAUAAUUUAUCCAACUGAGCACAGCCUGUAACCAGCACCUACAAGCAGAGCCCUGCUAACAUCCUAGAAGUGCCUCCAGGCACUUCUCUCCUCCAAGGGCAACUAUUAUCCUGACUUUUGUCUAAUAUCAUACAUUAGCUUUGCCUAUUUUUGUCCUUUAUAUAAAUGGAAUCAAUCAGCACAUAUUCUUUUGUGUCUGGCUUCUUUCACUCAGUGCUACAUUUGCGAGAUUCAUCUAUAUUGUUGAAUUUAGUUGUGGCUCAUUCAUUCUCAUUGCUGAAUAAUGUUCCGUUGUGUGACUAUACUACAAUUUAUCCUGUUGUUGAUGGUCACUUGAAGUUUCCAGUUUGGGGCUGUUACAGACCGUGGCUUUUAACUUGAGACUUUAAUGGACACA
Messenger RNA from Loxodonta africana (African savanna elephant), 4174 nucleotides. RefSeq names its product membrane metalloendopeptidase (gene MME). Gene Ontology annotation, biological process: protein processing; amyloid-beta clearance. Gene Ontology annotation, cellular component: plasma membrane. Gene Ontology annotation, molecular function: metalloendopeptidase activity. The record is from RefSeq and is a predicted model, not a curated record. The coding region runs from base 9 to 2261 and encodes 750 amino acids. Lineage: Eukaryota; Metazoa; Chordata; Mammalia; Proboscidea; Elephantidae. The transcript is spliced from 22 exons.